Paralichthys olivaceus (Japanese flounder) is the source of this 2137-nucleotide messenger RNA. Its product is annotated as NAD-dependent protein deacetylase sirtuin-3. Lineage: Eukaryota; Metazoa; Chordata; Actinopteri; Pleuronectiformes; Paralichthyidae. Gene Ontology annotation, molecular function: histone deacetylase activity, NAD-dependent; NAD+ binding. Gene Ontology annotation, cellular component: nucleus. The record is from RefSeq and is a predicted model, not a curated record.
AACUCGGUUUCCCGCCCGUAUUCGUAAUGAAUUAUUCUGCAGCCGGAAGCAGCAGCGGAGUGACAGCUCUGUCCUCUAGAACGUCCCCGUGCAUCUGCCCGCAGAUAAACAGUGUGUUUGAGAAGGAGACACCUGAAGGUCCAGUGAAGCUGAGGUUGUUGUUGUUGUUGUUGUUGUCGUUGAGGAUCUGACUGUAAACCACGAGGAGUAAACAACACUCAUCAGUGUAGUUCGGAGAAGCUCGGUGCGUUUCCUCCUGGAUGUGAUUGAAGCAACAGAGUCUGCAGACUGCUCCUCAUCCUCCGUCUGCACAGACAGAUCCUGAAUCUGUUGGCUUUAUUAACUCCACCUCUCAUUAUUGGUUGAGUGGUGUUUAAUUCAGGGCCGGUGCUUCGUCAGAGGAGUCACAGGACGAGUCGCUAGUCAGUCAUCGACCCACUGGACACAACUGUCUCUCCACCACCCACCUCCUCACUCUGUGUUGGAAUGAACAGAUCCAGGUCCAGCUGCCAUAAAAAAGGCCCCCAGCCUCCUGCAGUCACCAGGAUAACCCGCAGUUCCCAGGUCCGACACACGGACCCAGCAGAGAGCCAGGACUCUGGGCCGGGCCCAUAUGGAAAACUACGAAAGAAGCAGGCGGACUCUUCUCUGGCCCAGGACCUCAGCAAGAUGAGUGUGAGUGGACAGAACGUUUUACCCACCAGUAAAGGAAUGCCAUCCAAAACUAGCAGUGACCCUGUGCAGGACGGACAGUCCUCUGGGUCCAGAUCUCCUCAGGGCAUCCCAUCUACCUCUGCUGCCAAGCCCUCGCCCCGGGGUGGUCUUGCAUCUGUGGCCCGGCUGGUGAAGCUGGGACGAUGUAAAAAUGUGGUGGUGGUGGCUGGAGCAGGAAUCAGCACAGCUAGCGGCAUCCCAGACUUCAGAACCCCAGGCACAGGUCUGUACGCCAACUUGGAGAAGUUCAACAUCCCUUACCCAGAGGCCAUUUUCAACAUCGACUACUUCUCCGAUGAUCCGCAGCCUUUCUUCUCCCUGGCCAGAGCUCUGUAUCCUGGUAGCCAUCGACCCAACUACAUACACUAUUUCAUCCGCAUGCUUCAUCACAAAGGCCUUCUGCUCCGCCUGUACACACAGAACAUCGACGGACUGGAGAAAUUAUGUGGCAUCCCAGACGACAUACUAGUGGAAGCUCACGGUAGUUUUGCGACAGCUUCCUGUCACUUGUGCUACACUCCUUAUCCUGCUGUGGAGGCUAAGCAUGCUAUUAUGAACGGCAACGUUCCCAUAUGCACAUUCUGCGCUGCGACCGUCAAACCUGACGUUGUGUUUUUUGGAGAGGACCUUCCCCAAAAGUAUUUCCUCCACACAAAAGACUUCCCCAAAGCAGACCUGCUGAUCAUCAUGGGCACGUCUUUACAGAUCGAGCCAUUUGCCAGCCUUGUGAAUACAGUGCGCUCCACUGUUCCACGUCUGCUGCUGAACCGACACGCCGUGGGUCCCUUUCAGAAGGUCCCACUGCGAAGAGGAGACCACAUGGAGCUGGGCGACUUGGAGGAUACAGUCCGCAGGUUUGCUGAAAUGCUCGGCUGGAACGACGAGAUCACAGAGCUGAUGAGGAGUCAGGAAACAUCGAUCAUCCCCACACUAAUGAACAGCGCUCCAUCAGUGAGCGUACAGUCGCCUUGUCAAAGUACAGUAAUGUCCGAGCCUCCAGGUCAGAUGGAAACAUCCAGGCCCACACCAGGAGGUCAGAGAGUAGCCAGCAGUGGCAGCGAGGAGACCGACUCUGAGACGGACAGCAAGAGCUCUGCAUCAUCCAACCUGAGCCACUGACUUUGCAGGUUUCAUAUGAUGCAGGAAAGGUUUUGUGACAGUUUCCUCUCUGUUAAAUUCACACUAAGACUGUUCUUCAGUUUAUUGUAUGCAUUUAAAUUCUAAUCCUGUUAUUUUAUUAAGAGUUUGAUGUUCAUAUGUACAAAUGAAAAGGAUUUAUCUACUUCAACCACGUUUAAAGCACUUAUUAUGAUGUGGGUGAGACUCUAGCCACAACACUAGUUAAAGUCAGAUGCCUGUAAGAAUAAAUAAAAUAUUUCUUAGUUUUUUUAUACAACAGCAACAACUUGUUUUUGUCUUAUAU